AUGUCCGACAAGCCUCCAUAUGUCGUUACUCCCACCGCUCCAGCGUCCUCGCCUGACCGUGCGGCCACCUUGAUAUUUCUACACGGUUAUGGCGACGAUGCCGAAGGCCUCCCACUUGGCCUCGCACAACAGUUCCAGUUCGCCAAGAAGAUGGAGCACCUGAAAUGGGUCCUUCCUACCGCUUCGCACAACCACGAGGCAAUGACACGAGCAUGGUACGUACCCAAGGCACUGCCGAAUGUGAUGAAGCCGCAUGUGGGAGACGAGGACGAGGACGCGCCGGACGAUGAAGCGGGCAUCAUGAAGAGCGUGGACAUUGUCGACCAGUUGGUGGAGCAAGAGAUCAAGAGCGGGACGCCCCCGGAGCGGAUACUUGUGGGUGGUUUCAGUCAGGGGUGUGCUGUGAGUCUGGUUUGGGGACUGACAGGCCGGUUGAGGAACAAGAUCGGCGGGAUGGUAUGCCUGAGCGGCUAUUUCCCCCUAAGAGAUAGGAUUGGGCCAUUGAGGAAAGAGAGGCUACCACAAGGAUCAAGAAGAGAUGCCGACGAACUACCAGUGAAGGGUGGCAAGAAAUGGUUCUACGUUCAUGGGACAAUGGACACGCUGGUUCCGACCAAACUGUACACGCAGGGCAAGGAAGAGCUGGCCAAAUGGGUGGACCAAGGUGACAUUGAGGAACACCUGUACGCGGGAAUGGGUCAUGCCACUGGUGCGUCCGAGCUGCGAGACCUUCUGGGAUUCUUUGAGAAAGUGGUUCCGCCGUAA
Capronia epimyces CBS 606.96 is the source of this 765-nucleotide messenger RNA. RefSeq lists its product as uncharacterized. Gene Ontology annotation, molecular function: carboxylic ester hydrolase activity; palmitoyl-(protein) hydrolase activity. Gene Ontology annotation, biological process: protein depalmitoylation. The record is from RefSeq and is a predicted model, not a curated record. Lineage: Eukaryota; Fungi; Ascomycota; Eurotiomycetes; Chaetothyriales; Herpotrichiellaceae. The coding region runs from base 1 to 765 and encodes 254 amino acids. Gene Ontology annotation, cellular component: cytoplasm. The transcript has a single exon.